CAAGCUUGGCAGGGACAGAUGGAUGCCCAAGUUUGGGCCAGUGUUGGUAGACAUACUUGUGGUGAGUUGACGAUAAAGAGGCCAGAUGCCAGUGCAAAGGAGCAUCAAAAAGAACCUUCGUCCAACUUCCAGGGAGCUAAGUUCAAGUGGCCAGCCCGGGUUGUUUGCCCACCUGGUUCAGCCUGUUCAAAGAUUUUCCACGCCAUGAGCGGAUUGGCGCCAUUGUUGGCAGCCGCACCUGCAGGGUCUCGCUUUGGCCCUCACUUUGGAGACUUGCUGAACCAGCUUCGACAUGCAGGGCCCAAGCGGCUGAUGGUGAUCACUGACUUUGAUCAAACGUUGACAACAUACUUUGGAAAGGAUGGUCAGCUCGGGGACCAGUGCCACGACAUCAUCCUUCACCACCUGGAUCUUUCGGAGGUCUCCCCAGAGGUGGCCCAGACCCUGCGGGAGCUCAACGAGUGGAACCACAUCACCGAGUCCGAACGAAUGGCUCGCUGCGGGAAUGACCCGCUUCGCCGGAGCCAGGCCACGCGUCAAUGGUUCGAACGCUUCCACAAGCUGAGCUCUGAAGAGGGUCUGAAGCGAUUCGCCAAGCAUUGUGUGGCCAAAAGCAAUGUAAGGGCCAGGGAAAAGAUCCAAGAGACCUUCAAAUGGUUAGAGACGUGGGAUGUGCCAUUGCUGUUGGUAUCUGCUGGUCUUCGGGAAUUGUUGGUGCCUGUCCUCGAGAAUGCGGGCGCUCCACUUCCAUCAAAUCUCAGUCUUUUGGCGAACAGCUUGGAUGAAGCCACAGUGAGUGUGACUUCGAGGGAGAAGCAGUUAGCUCUCGAACGAGUGCCUGACUUCAAGCUGAGAGCUCAAGAUCGGAGUCACGUUUUGCUGUUGGGAGACAAACCAUCGGACUGCAGCCCGCUGGAGGGACUUCCUGAGAGUCCUGCCUUAAAGGUGGGAUUCCUUGGACAACCCUCAGAGGAUAGAUUUGAAGAGUAUUUGAAGUUUUUUUACGCAGUACUUGUUGGAGACGCAUCCAUGGAUUUUGUGAAUUGUUUACUAGACACCGUCAGCAGCACCUCUGUGAUGUAGAAAAA
Messenger RNA from Durusdinium trenchii, 1088 nucleotides. The record is from the annotation of a GenBank genome assembly. Lineage: Eukaryota; Dinophyceae; Suessiales; Symbiodiniaceae.